Messenger RNA from Brassica oleracea var. oleracea, 1516 nucleotides. RefSeq lists its product as uncharacterized. The transcript has a single exon. The record is from RefSeq and is a predicted model, not a curated record. The coding region runs from base 244 to 1395 and encodes 383 amino acids. NCBI's taxonomy places the organism in Eukaryota, Viridiplantae, Streptophyta, Magnoliopsida, Brassicales, Brassicaceae.
GUUCUCCCGAAAAGCAACAGAAGCUCAAAAGAUCUUUCUCUAAUCAUAUCAUAUCUCUUCGAUAGCCUCAAAAUUCUCCCUUCUUCUCUCAUCUUCCUCUCCAAGAAAACUCUUUACUUCCCAUGUCUUUGUGAGAUGUUUUGGUCUUGCGUUUGUUGCGUCCUUCUACUCCUAUACAUCAUCUACCUCAUCUUCUCCUUCUUCUACAUCUUCACUCAAGUUCCCCAUGUUCUCCGCGCCUAAAUGGAAGAACAACAUCAACGAGGAGUUCUACGACCUCUCAAGAACACUCGUUCACGUGAAGAAGAGGAACCAACGCGCCAAAAGCGAGACCAUUCUUGCUACUACGGCCUCAGGCAAAACCCCAAGAAGACAACCCACAAAUCUUUCGCGUUAGAAUCUUCAGAACCGAGGAAGAAGAUCUUGUUCCGAUGCGGAGAGUGCGGGAAAGGGUUUCGCUACGAGAAGUGUCUUUCGAACCAUCAAGCGGGGAUGCAUUUAUCGAAGAUACAGAGGGUUUGCGAAGAGUCGAUCAAGAGUCUUUGUGGUAGCUUUAGUCUUGUGAGGAAGAAGAAGAGAUCGAGAGUUUUCAGGUACAAGAAGACUUUGUUUACUACGUUUCUUGGAUCGUCUUCUGUUUUUGGUGAGAGUGAUGAGGAGUUAGAAGUGGCGGAGUGUUUGAUUCUGUUGUCUAAGAGUAGUCCUAAAGAUGUAGUAAACGGAAAGAAGCUUGUUGGUGAAGCAACGGAUGUUACUCCUGAAAGGCUUAAUGGUUACUUGAGAAGCAAGAAAGUGAGGAAAGCUGCUGAAUUUGAAUAUGGGUUUUUGAGUAAUGAACAAAAGCUUCUGGAAGAAGGGGACAGUAACGAGAUCGAUCAACAGCUUGUUGGUGAAGCAAUGGAGGCUGUUCCUGAAACGAUUCAUGGUUACUUGAGAGGCAAGAAACUGAGGAAAGGUGGUGAAUUUGAAUAUGGAUUUUUGAAUAACGAGCACAAGCUUCUGGAAGAAAGGGUUAGUACACUCGAAGCUCCAAAAGAGCCUGCUAGUUUCUUGGGAGGCAGUAGCGAAAUCGAUCAACAGAAACAGAGAAGAGCUUGUGGAUAUGACUCUGUGAUUAGUGGCUACGAAACAUGGAAAGAGGCAGCGAGUUUCUUGGGAGACAAGUUUGAGCUUGGAGUUGGAGCUUUUGAGUGUUCUGAUUCAGAUGAUGAGAUUGUUACUGAAUCAUCUGGUAAAGGGAAUGCUGAGCACCAAUGCAGGCUGUGCAGCAAGGUGUUCUCGUCUUACCAAGCUCUUGGUGGUCACCAGACGUCUCACAGGAUGAGCAGAAGCAAGAGCAAGAAGAGCUGCCGAGAGGAAUCAGUAGAGCUUGAUGAUGAUGCAGCGCAAGUGUAGCAAUCUGCUCAAGGAAGGUUCAUGCUUUAGGUUGUCACAGUAAGUACAACACUCUAAAACAGAGCAUGACGAGGUUAUGCUGAAACUCUGUUUUGAAGUUGUGAAGAGUUAGGUAGUCAAA